AUGAUGGCAAUAGAAAUGGGACUGCAAACACUACUAGCUGGACAGAAGCUUAAUUUAUUAGAAACGUGUAAGAAACUACGAGACCAGAGAAUGCAUGGUGUUCAAGUGGAAGUGCAGUAUGUGUAUGUGGCAGCAGCGUUAUGCGAGUACGGUAAAGCAAUGGGUUACUGGAACGAUCCUGAACUUAUCGAUCAGUACCAGAAAUUUAAGACAACGUUCGAUGAGCAUGUUGCACGGCUACCACCGCCUGAUGCAGCAGUUCCCCAACAAGCCGUUCUUCUAGCUCGUGCAGCCAUACAAAACCAACAAGUUCCAGAGAAUCAACCACUGUUACAGGGACAGCCUCAGUUACCACUGAUGGUGAUUUCGCCAGCUCAAGAAGUGGCGGCACCAGCACCGCCUCUUGACACACAACUAGCUAAUAAGGAAGGAAUAAGAGUCGAAUCCGUAGAAAAUAGGGUACCUCCACCAUUGUUGUCUGCUGGCCCGACGCCAGCGCUACAACCUUCACGUGAACCACCACGAUUACUGCAAGCGGUCCCUGGACCGACCAAAGUGCUGCAGUCGAUUCCCGAACAGACCCGAAAAACGCAGCAUGUCUCUGGACCACCACGAUUACAAUCAGAUUGCGAACCUCCACUAAUGAUGAGACCGGGUUCAAUUUCACAGGACGGCAAUUCUAUCUCACCAGCCGCUGCGGAACAAUGCGCAGCACACCUAUGUGCAGCAACAUGUAGGCCUAGUGCCUGUUCUUCAUUGCGGAAAUGCAAGAGUAAGAAAAGCAUCGAUGCUGCUAUGGUGAACAUGAUUCCAAGCAAUGAUGCUGUCCGUGACCGUCAGGCCCAAUGUGGGCGUCAACCAGUACCACAUUCCGUCUAUAUAAAUUUGAAAUAG
Molecule: messenger RNA, 894 nt
Organism: Angiostrongylus costaricensis
Lineage: Eukaryota; Metazoa; Nematoda; Chromadorea; Rhabditida; Metastrongylidae
Source: the annotation of a GenBank genome assembly